ACCACUACCCACCAAAUUAAGUUUCAUGAUCUAGAAAGUUAGAGUUUGGAAAAUCAAAGAAAACUUGAAACUUUAUUCUUGCUUGAGAUAUAUAGAGAGAUGGGAAGAGCUCCAUGUUGUGACAAAACAAGUGUUAAGAGAGGUCCAUGGUCACCAGAAGAAGAUUCAAAGCUUAAAGAUUACAUAGAGAAACAUGGCACUGGUGGAAAUUGGAUUUCUCUUCCUCAUAAAGCUGGUCUCAAGAGAUGUGGAAAAAGUUGUAGAUUGAGAUGGCUAAACUAUCUUAGGCCAAACAUUAAGCAUGGUGAUUUUUCAGAUGAGGAAGACAGAAUAAUUUGCAGUCUCUAUGUUAAUAUUGGAAGCAGGUGGUCAAUUAUAGCAGCUCAAUUACCAGGUAGGACAGACAAUGAUAUCAAGAACUAUUGGAACACAAAGUUGAAGAAAAAACUCAUGGCUAUGCAGUUUCCUACAUUACAUCAUCAAAGAAAACCUUCAUUUCCACCUUCUCCUUCUUCUCAUCAAUUCUUAGACUACUUUACACACACACCAACAUCCCUCAUAGAUCUUCAAACCAUUUCACUUCCUUCAAAUAAUUAUCCAAACACAAGUUUCAACCCCUUUUACCAAAACCAAGAGUCCAUGAUUAGUGUUGUUAAUCCUCCCAUGCAAUAUAAUUACCCUAUUAAAGAUAACAUGUUUAUGUUUGGAAGUGAAGGAAGUAGUUCUUCUGAUGGAAGUUGCACUCUUAGUCAUGGCAAAGAAAUCAAGCAAGAAGAAAUUGUUUAUCAUCAUAACAUGAAUAGUGGUGGAUUUGAUGGCUACAAUAAUAAUAAUAAUUUUAUGAUAAAUGGUAACAUUGGAAGUUUUGUUGGUGAAAGUGUUAACCAACAUGAAGAAAAAUCAAGUGGAGUUGGAUAUAGUUAUAAUAAUGGUCAAAGUCAAACAUUAAAUCCAUUACUAGAUUAUGGUCUUGAAGAUAUUAAGCAAUUGAUUAGUAGCAGCGGUAACAAAGGUUUUCAUGUUGAUGAUAUUCAUAAGAAUGAAGAGAUUGGUAUGUACUACUUUGAUUAUUAAAUCAGAGAAAAGUGAAGGUGCACCAUAAAGCUGAAUGUAGAGGAUCAAAUUUGAUGAUAUAAUGGGGUAAAGGGUAUGUUGGUGUAAAAAGAUUCAUAAGAGAUUGACUUUGAGAGAUUUUUUGGUUCAUGUGUUUUUUAUUUAAUUAAUGAAAUGUUUCUCUUAUGGUAAGUUUUAUUUAUAUUUUGUGCAUAUCUUCUUGGUA
Medicago truncatula (barrel medic) is the source of this 1279-nucleotide messenger RNA. RefSeq names its product transcription factor RAX2. Lineage: Eukaryota; Viridiplantae; Streptophyta; Magnoliopsida; Fabales; Fabaceae. The record is from RefSeq and is a predicted model, not a curated record. Bases 100 to 1074 code for a protein of 324 amino acids. The transcript is spliced from 3 exons.